AUGUACCUUGAGCACAUGACUUGCCGGCUACAAUCGCUCCUGGUGCACUUGCACGCUGGGGUCGACCCCGUCCGCCAGACGACAGAAAAGGGAAAGAACGACGGCAACAUGCAGCGUGCAGCACAGAAGCUCCCUGCAAAAGCAAGCAAGAGCGGUGGGUCCGUGUUCUGUUGCUGGGAAGGCGGCAGGGAGGAUGGCUACUUCGUAGAAGGGUGCAUUUGCGGUCGUUGCGAGCGCUUGACAUUCGGCGCGGCCACCGCCCAAUCCAACCAAACGAGACCAAAGAAAAGCACCGACAGUCUGCAAAAGCCCGCCCAUGCUACCACACCAACCCUGGACGCACACGCCCACACACACACCCUAUUUGUGCUCUGGCGCCGGGCCCCCCCUUUUUGGCCUCUUCCCCCCCUGCACUUGCCCUUUUCGUCACGUCUCCUGUGUUCUGCCUUCCCUGUGGGUUGA
Sporothrix schenckii 1099-18 is the source of this 462-nucleotide messenger RNA. RefSeq lists its product as uncharacterized. The transcript has a single exon. Lineage: Eukaryota; Fungi; Ascomycota; Sordariomycetes; Ophiostomatales; Ophiostomataceae. The record is from RefSeq and is a predicted model, not a curated record. Bases 1 to 462 code for a protein of 153 amino acids.